Molecule: messenger RNA, 2124 nt
Organism: Actinia tenebrosa (Australian red waratah sea anemone)
Lineage: Eukaryota; Metazoa; Cnidaria; Anthozoa; Actiniaria; Actiniidae
Product: negative elongation factor A
Biological process (GO): negative regulation of transcription elongation by RNA polymerase II
Cellular component (GO): NELF complex
Source: RefSeq, a predicted model, not a curated record
AAAUUCAAGAUGGCGUCCCACAGACAAGACAUAGCUCUGCAUGUCUGGCUUCAAAAUAAACUUUCUAGCGACGAUCCCUGGUCAGGAUCAAAUCUACGAUCCUUAUUGACUCAAGAUGUAUUAAGGAAUAUCCCUGAGUGCUUUCAUCGGCUCGAACCUCAAGUAAAGAUCAAACUUUUAAUGGCUUUUCUUCAUCUUCCUCGUCGAGUUUUGGAAGAAACCAGUGCUGAUUUGUGCGAGACGUUGGAAAUAGGAUCUCAAGAUGAAGACGAGUGGGUUCGUGUAAUUUGUGAGAUCCUUAAAUAUUACCCAACGUCAGGGAUGCUKAAUGUACAUUUGGAACAAGCUAGCCCUGUAUUUGCUGAAGUCACUCAACAGUUGAAACAGAGUUUGGCUACAGCAGAAAAUGGUUCAAGUCUUCUGCCACUAGAGUGUACAUAUCUUAACAAGAUGGCACUCCAUUCUGUAGUGGGUCAACAGCCUACAUUACCAAAACACUUCACUCUAAGGAGAAAACCCAAAUCAGCUGCUCUUAGAGCUGAACUCAUUCAGAAAGCUAGUGAAGCUCUUUCUACUCAGAAGAAAAUUGGUACUGCUGGAAGCUCUACUCACAAGCUUCAAUCACCUGCCAAGAAGUUUGAACCACCUUCACGUGUAAACACAAGACCCAUCAACAGACCAAGGAUCUCUAGCAGUGCUACACCAUCAAGAAGCAUUAUAUCGGCUGCUACUCUUAAACAGCAUGGCAGAACAAAGUUACUGGAUAUAAAUGAGCAGCCAAUUGGGGGAGGAAGAGAAGUCAAGAGAAGGAAGAAACUGUUAGAAGCCGAGCAAGCUGAGGAAGCAAAACAGAAAAAGGCAACAGAAACAGCAAAAACCCAAGAACCUGCUACUCCAGAGUAUGCUGCAGGGCUUCAGCCUCUCGUACCUCAGACAAAGGCAACUCCAACACCUAGUACCCCAUCCACAACAGCAACAAUUGUUACUCCUACACCAUCAUAUGCCGUAAUAUCCAACAGGGGUGUGGCAACAACCCCUGCACCUCCCACCCCUGCAACCUCAUCAGAUGUAGGCGCAGAGACUUCUAAACUGAGUGAAAGCACUUUGGAUCUCAAGAGAGAACUAGAGACUGCUGUAGAGCAGCAACGACAGCUUAUGAGAGAAAGACAACAACAAAAAAUGACAGCAGCAAUGGCAAUGCCAAGCACACCUGCUUCGACCAUCACCCCAACAAACCCCAUCACACCAGCUACACCUUCUACAUCCUCUCUGAACAUGCCAUCAGGAGCGCAAGCACCAGCCAUGCCGACUCCAUCAAAUGCUGCAGCAUCGACAUCACUUCAGCAACAACAACAAAUGUUUCAACAGCAGCAGCAGCAGCAGCAGAAUAAGAGGCAGCUUACCCUUUCUCGUGAACAAAUGCUUGCAGCUCAUGAAAUGUUCAGAAAUGCAAAUAGAGUCAGUCGAGCAGAGAAGGCUCUCAUCUUGGGCUUUAUGGCUGGCGCUAGAGACAAACCUUUCCCUAACCAAGGUCCAAUCAUUACCAUCAAACUAAGUGAAAACACAGAAAACGUCCAAGGGUCUGAUGGGAACCAACAGACUCUACUUGUUGAAAUGCUAUUUGAAAUGAACUAUGACACUGGUCACUGGCGAAGACUCAAGAGGACUAGAGUGGUGUCUAAACAGAACCCUGGACAACCACGACCUACAAGCUGAUCCAGGAGCAUUGAAUGUGUGUGUGAAGUGAAGGGAAAUGAGAAGAAAAAUAGAAAAAGCGGAGGUCAGAACAGCUAUUWAAAAAAAUACUAAGCAGCCUUGACAAACCAGAAAAAGUGAAAGGGAAAUAAAAAGAGGAAAGGGAAAUAAAAAGAAAGUAAUAACAGUGGGAAAUGACUUCAGUAGAAAUCUCAAAGAAGAUUCUACACACCUCGUUAACAUUUUUAACAGUAAAGUAUUUGAGAAGUGAAGUGAUAAAGUGACACUGAUAAAGUGCAGUAAAAAAGAAAGCAAUGAAGUCGCUUCAGCCUGCGUGAGAACAAGUGCCGGGAGUCAAAUAUAUUUAUUUAUGACUAUUAUAGAAGUAAGAAAAUGACAAAGGUAUAUAGUAAUAAAAAAUAAAUUUUA